Molecule: messenger RNA, 2604 nt
Organism: Pogona vitticeps (central bearded dragon)
Lineage: Eukaryota; Metazoa; Chordata; Lepidosauria; Squamata; Agamidae
Gene: UBE2S
Product: ubiquitin conjugating enzyme E2 S
Source: RefSeq, a predicted model, not a curated record
UGCUGACCGUCGCGCACAUUGGUUGUCAACGUUUCUCCGCGAGGAAAGAACCCGAGAAGGGAGGGGGGAGGAACGGACCCCCUCCGUUCUAACGGGCCUGAUUGGGCAGUUGGGGUUCCAAAGAGGUGUGGCUGGCCUUGGCCGAGGGUUAUAAAAAGGUUUGCUGAGCGCCGGCCACCCUCAUUAAGUGAGGGUGGCGGAAGCGAGUUUGUAACAACCUGGAGGGGGAGAAUUAGGAAGCGAAGGGGGGGAUAUUUGAUUCCCCCCCCCGUAGAUACAUGAAAGGAGCAUAUAAUUAAACGGAGGAGUAUUGUUUCUUUUUAGUAGGAAUAAGGACUAUUAGACCCCAAAUCAACAGACUGGGGUGCCAAAUUAGGGAUAAGUAUAUGCUCAGAAGUGCUUUAAGCAUAGGUUAGGGUGCAUGUGCGAUCCCUGUAAAAAUCAGGGUUAAAUUGUGCUACUCUGCAAACUUCUGUUCAGACCCAGCACAAUGAAUUCCAAUGUAGAAAAUCUACCACCUCAUGUGAUUCGUCUGGUGUACAAAGAAGUCUCCACUCUCACCUCAGACCCACCUGAGGGCAUCAAGGUGUUCCCCAACGAGGAGGAUAUCACAGAUGUUCAGGUCACCAUUGAGGGACCUGAGGGUACCCCCUACUCUGGCGGCCUUUUCCGCAUGAAGCUGAUCCUUGGCAAAGACUUCCCAGCCAGCCCACCAAAAGGCUAUUUCUUGACCAAAAUCUUCCACCCUAAUGUGGGUGCCAACGGUGAGAUCUGUGUCAAUGUCCUCAAGAAGGAUUGGAAAGCAGAACUGGGCAUUCGGCAUGUCCUGCUGACCAUCAAGUGUUUGCUUAUUCAUCCCAAUCCGGAGUCAGCUCUGAAUGAAGAAGCGGGGCGCCUCCUGCUGGAGAACUAUGAGGAGUAUGCCUCCCGGGCUCGGCUCCUGACAGAGAUCCACGCCCAGUCUUCCUCGGGCUUACGCACCAAGGACCCCGCUGAGCCUUGCUCCUCCUCGGCCAGUUCCUCUGGGGAAGGCCCCAUAGCAAAGAAACAUGCAGGUGACAGGGACAAGAAACUGGCCUCGAAGAAGAAGACUGACAAGAAGCGAGCUCUCCGGCGGCUUUAGGGAGCAGGGGACAGAUGGGGAGUCACACAGGUUGGGUGGCGGGCAUUGGGGUUCCACAGUACAUUCUCAGUUUCUCCUUCCCCCCCCCACGUCCCAACUUCAGCUUUGACACUUCAGUCUAACUGUCUCCCAUUUGUCAGAUUUUUCUUCUUUUCAGUCUUUAAGUUAUUUAAAUUAUAAAAGCCGAGAAAUCUAUUAAAUGCCUUUUUUUCUAAAGAAGGCUCCUGAUGUAUGGUUGUGCUGUCAUCGGAAACUGACAGGGCACACAGUGAGAAUUCUGUGACCCUGCCUUUAAAAGGAAUAUGGCUGACGCUGGAGAAGAUACUGCAUCAAGAUGACUGGAAGGAAGAGUGUGCCUUCACUUUUGAAGAAGGAUUUAAAGGGGAUGCUGUUUCUUGAUUGGGAGGGGGGAAGAAAGUGGAGAGAAAUCAAUAGAGGUUCCAAUAACUGAACUCUGUGAAUGAGAUGAUUUUGUCUUUAGAAACUUGAGCUUACUCUCUGUGUUUGAUUGAAUGUGCAGAAUGAAGAAUUUGUUCCUUGGCACAACCCCUAAGAAAGGAAUAUCUUAUCAUAAUAUAUGGCAGCCGUCUAGCUAAGAGUUGAUUUUAAAAGGGCUCAGGUAGGCAUGUUCAUGGGUGACAAGUUCUACCAUUUGUCUUAUCCAUGAAAGCAAAAUGAAGCCCCACACAUUUUCUCAGUAGGAGUGGAAAACCAGCUGAGUGAGCACUGGGGAGGGCAGGAUCCCAUGGUUCUUCCUUGAGUGGUUGGAUGAUACCAAAGGUAGGAUAGCAACCCCCCGAUGUCAUCUAAAUGGGUCUUGAAAUGCCACCUGAGUGCCUUGAAUUCGCUCCUACCUUGCCCUUUAUUCUGUGGGAAUUUCAGAGGCAUUGCAUUCAAUCUACCUGGAGUGAAAGUGAGGUGUUACUGACUUCGUGUCCUGCUUCCAGCCGUUGCUGAGAAUGCCAUCUUAAUUGCUUUUGAGCUCCUUGGGUCUAAUCCAGCAAGGCAUUUUAGCAGCACCGACUGUCCUCACUAUAGCAUGAGUUGGCAAUGUCAUUGCUAUUGUGGCUUAGAGACACCUCCCACAGUAGUGUCUCUUCUUGAGAGGAGUCUAGAGGCAGAGAACUAGUGAGAUUUUGCAAGAGGCAAGGUGUGCCACUGACUUUAGUAUACAAGUCAGCAAUUAAGUAACAUGUGAACUUGGUCUCUGUGUAUGUCACUUGGGAGUAUUGUUAUGUAGUUCAAAUGUCAGGGCAACUUAGGAUAGUACCAGGGAAACCGCUCCUACCUGGUUCUUUGCCUCACCUGGACGUUUCAUCUUUUCCACCCCAGAAGUGUAAUGAAACUCUUUGGGGAUUUAUUCCAUACCUGCCAGCAUAUGCUGGCUGAAUUCUGUUGCACAGCUUCAGGAGCACGGUGGUGAUGAUGUAAUCCUCAAAGACAAAUUGCCAUGGAUUAAAGGCUUCCUUUGGCAUUUUCAA